This is a messenger RNA of Xenopus tropicalis (tropical clawed frog), 3437 nucleotides long. It is a transcript of the gene amd1, whose product is annotated as adenosylmethionine decarboxylase 1. NCBI's taxonomy places the organism in Eukaryota, Metazoa, Chordata, Amphibia, Anura, Pipidae. Gene Ontology annotation, molecular function: adenosylmethionine decarboxylase activity. The record is from RefSeq and is a predicted model, not a curated record. The coding region runs from base 543 to 1673 and encodes 376 amino acids. Gene Ontology annotation, biological process: spermidine biosynthetic process; spermine biosynthetic process. The transcript is spliced from 10 exons.
GAGGGGACAAAUUUGAUAGACAUUGGAAAGAGCCAAUCGACUACAAGUUAGCAGCACGUGUAUAGGCUGAGGGACUGCAGGACCAUAUUAACCAAUCCGAUAAGGGUUACGUCACUCCCACUGACGCGCCGGGUAUAAAGCGCAGCUCCUGGAUGCUAAUCUUCGCUUUACACAGUAUGGCCGGCGAUAUUAGCUAGCGCUCGCUCAGCCGCGUUCUCUGUAACAGGGAAUAAAACAGGAAAAAAAGAGACUUUACCGGAGAAAUUAACUAUCCAUCGUUAACAACACCUCCUAGAAAUCAACGAUAAUAUUCGAAUGCCACCUUCCAAAAUUAUAAUAAAGUAAUUAUCGACGUAAAAUAUUUAAAGGCUAAAUUUCAAAUCUAAUAUAAUUAGAAACUACGAAUUAUUUUAAGUAAAGGACCAGAAAAAAAGAACCGGGAAGGACAUUAUCAGCAGGUAGUUAUUUUUUUCCGUUUGAAGUUAUUUUCUGCGUUGUCGGUGGGUCUCCGGCUGCCCGAGGAGGGAGAGGCGGGCGAGAAGAUGAAGAUGGAGGAGAGCGCCGCGCACUUCUUUGAGGGAACAGAGAAGCUGCUGGAAGUCUGGUUUAGCCAGCAGGACGAGAGCAAAGGUUCCGGGGACCUCCGUGACAUCCCAAGGUUUGAGUGGGACAAACUUUUGGAGAAUGUGCAUUGUUUGAUCAUAAGUGUGACGAAAACUGACAAGCAGGAAGCUUAUGUACUCAGUGAGAGUAGCAUGUUUGUCUCCAAGAGACGUUUCAUUUUGAAGACAUGUGGUACCACCCUCUUACUGCAAGCACUGGUUCCCCUGUUAGAGCUCGCCAGAGAGUAUUGCGGGUUUGAUGGCAUCCAAAAUUUUUUUUAUUCCCGCAAGAAUUUUAUGAAACCAGACCAUCAAGAAUACCCGCAUAGGAAUUUCCAGGAAGAAGUUGAAUUCCUAAAUCAAAUUUUCCCUAAUGGAGCAGCAUAUUGCAUGGGGCGAAUAAAUUCUGAUUGCUGGUAUUUGUAUACUCUGGACAUUCCAGAUGGAUAUGUUAUCAAUCAACCAGAUCAGACACUGGAAAUUCUAAUGAGUGAGCUUGACCCAGAAGUUAUGGACCAGUUUUACAUGAAAGAGGGUGUUACUGCAAAUGAUGUCACUCGUGUGAGUGGAAUUCGUGACCUGAUAACAGGUUCUGUCAUUGAUGCUACAAUGUUCAGCCCUUGUGGUUAUUCGAUGAAUGGGAUGAAAUCAGAUGGAACUUACUGGACUAUUCACAUCACUCCAGAACCAGAAUUUUCAUAUGUUAGUUUUGAAACAAAUGUAUCCUUAACAACCUACGAUGAUCUGAUUAGUAAAGUUGUGGAUGUUUUCAAGCCAAGGAAAUUUGUGACCACCCUCUUUGUUAAUCAGCAGACUUAUAUGGUAUGGAAAUACUGUUUAUGGAAAGACCCCUUAUCUGAAAACCCCCGGAUCCUGAACAUUCUGGAUAACCGGUUCCAUAUCUGUAUCGGCAAAUCUGGGGAGUACAGAGUUCCAAAUGUCGGACAGCAUUCAGUUGCGCUCAGAAGAUUGAAGGCUUUAGACGUCUGGAUCGCCAGUUUGCGCAGUUCAAUGACUACAAUUUUGUUUUCACCAGUUUUGCCAAGAUCCAACCACAGCAGAGUUGAUUAGAAAUAAUGAAGAAGAAACGCAAAAAGAAAACUAAUGGUAGAGGUGGUGGGUGCUUUUUAGAUACCGGGGGCCAUGCUUUCUACAUCCAUCACCUAGUAGUUGCUGAAAGCCCUAAAUAUAUUCCUAGUAUGAGUUUAAAUUGUAUCCAUUAUUAUAACAAGGAGAUAGAUAACUUGCAUGAAUGCUCUCUCCAGUGUGUAGGUAUUCUAUGCCACUCUUGCUGUGAAAUUAAAGUGCAUGUAGAUGCGUUAAACACAGACUGUAUGAGACUCAACAGCACAUGUAAAAAUGCACAUUGUUCUACACAUUGCAUCUGUUUUUUACAGGUGUCUCCAAAAAUUUGCCACAGACAAGGUUUCCGCCCACCAUAAUUUUGGUCCCAGAAUUAAAUCAUAUUUUAGGCUUGGUGUUCUCCUACAUUCAGGCCUGUAGUUCAGGGCUGUAGGUAAUUUCUUUUCACUGUUAACAACAAUAAAGAAAAACGGUUUUAUUAUGAAAUCAACAGUUUGGUGCUAGCACCUGCUCAAAUGUAUUUCUUUGGGACAGGCUUUAUAUACAUUCAGUUGAUUCUAAUGAUGGUGCUAGGCUUGUUACAAGAGCAUCAUUCAUUAAAAUGGCAGAGAUAUGCUAGUGAUAGGAUGAAGUGAUGCAGGAAAUAUCAACCUCAUGAAAUCUAACAUUAUUCAGGCCUUUUGUCUUUAACUGGAUUGUUCUCUGCAAAACUUUCAGCUGUUUCCAAUUGUGUGGAAACAAUAUGCUGUAAAGCAGCCCAGAUCCUGCUCCAGUUUGCAUCUCAUUUGAAAUCAAUGCCUUUUUCAUCCUGUCUAUAAAAAAAAAAAAAGAAACCUGUGACAUUGUGCAUGUGACUACUCUGCUGUAUUUGACAGUGCUGUAACCUCAUCCACUCUCCCUUGUGAAUUGGUGUGGUGAUUUCCUUUAUACCAUGAUUAGGUAGCUUUAUGUAAUGAACAUAGGGAGUUACUGGGACAUCUCGAAGGAUUUUUAAUUAUUUUAUAAUUCAUUUGGAAAUGAAUUGUUGGGGGUUACCCUUACCGUUAGAUAAAGCUUUCAAAAACUUGCCUAGCUCUGAAUUGAACUUUUUUACCAUUCCCACUGUCUUUCUGUAAUGCUGUCUAUAUCCUUAUUGAAUAUAGUUCAGUUAUAUUCCAUUUGUCUUUAUCAACACUUCUUGUAGUGUUUUGAAAAAUCUGCUUUCCUUGAAAUAGGGGUUUUACCAUCUGUUAUUUUGUUUUUUGAGCACACAUUUUUUGAAAGCUUUCUGUUGCUCCUCUGGGAUAUUUCUACUGCUUAUUACUGAGGACCAAUAUUUUGCAUAGUUAGUGUUUUUGCUGUCUAAAUAACACAACCCCCUUAAACACUGCUAGUGCAGUGGUUAGUGUUUCAGAGUAUGAGCAUGGUCAUGGUGUUGACAUCCCAGACAGACAUUUGGCUGCCUUUGAACAAAGUCAUAUGAUUCACAUGGCCUGUAAGUUGCAACCUGCCAGGAAAUAAAUUCUGUUUAUUGUUUCAGCAAAAUAUUUUCCAUUAAUAAUACAUUGAUAAGUCUAUUAUAGUGGACUAUGUGGAAUCAUACCCUAGGUACUAUGUAAACAUCAAAACAAUUAAAAACUAAAAAAUUAAGUUCUCUUGGGAAGAGGGGGAGUUUGUCUCAAUUCUCUUUGUUAGACUCUGAUCAAUUGUAAUGUACUGAAAAUCUCUGUACCAUCUACCUAAUGCUUAAAUAAAACCGUGCUUAAUACAUUC